CAGUCACGCAGUCACGUCAACAACCACUACACCAGAUGUUGGGCGGCGGCCCGCCAGGACGCUUCUGCAAGACUGACUCAAGAUCACAUCACUUAGCGACGAGUCGCGCUCGGUGGGACUUGAACAGCAAUGCGUUCACAUCGCCAGUGACGCGGCUUCUACGUGUCGCCACUCUGCGUUCUCGCCUAAACAACAACGUCGUUAGCCGUUAGCAAAACAAACCUGAGUGGUUUCCGUAGAUGACGUCCACGGACACCAUGUCCGGUUUAUCCAGCGGCCCGACUUUCCUCUCCGUCACCCCGGAUGGCACGACGUCUGGUUUGGAUCCGAACUUUCUGGGGUAAAAAUCCCCAGCAUUGUAGUAAGCUAGAGCCGCAGACGUGGACAUCAUCCCGUCCGUCGCCAUGUUUGACUUCCGGCUCACCGUCCUUGUGUUUUCCGCUCCCACAAAUAAAACACCGCCCCCUGCUGGACCAAAAGGAAGGCACCCGAGCGAGAGAGAGCGUGUCACCAGCAGAGAGUGAGGUGAAAAUCACUGCGAAGAGAGAAAGUGGAACAGGUUCUGCCACACCCCUCAGCUGAAGACUGUCGAGAGCAUUGGUCAGGCGUCUGUCUGAGAAGGAGGGGCCUGUGGCUGCCUUUCACUACAGCACGUCGCUGUGGAACUCACAGUCAGAGUUGCACGUUUCUGCACAAGCCACCGCUGAAUUCUUUGGCUCCCGUCAUGGACAACCUCAUUUCGACGGUCCAGAAGGCCCAGGACAUGAAGGACGAGGAAAAGCUGUACCGGUACCAGGGUGUUCUGUACCCCAUCACGCUGUGUCCAGAAGAGCACCUGAAAGCCUUGGAGACGCUGGAGGCUCGAGCAGAUGAUGUCCUACUGGUGGCUUACCCCAAGUGUGGAUUCAACUGGAUGGUGGGGGUCCUGAACAAGCUUGUGAGUGAGGCGACAGGAGAGAAGAGAGAGAAGCAAGGACCUCCACUGAUCGAGUUCUUUGGGCCAGCGGCGCUGAAGUCCUUGGACCAGGCUCCAUCUCCUAGGAUCCUGGGAACUCAUCUUCAUCCUGACAACAUUCCCCGGGACUUCUUCAGGAAGAAAACAAAAAUGCUGGUGAUCUUCAGGAACCCCAAAGACACUUUGGUUUCCUACUACCACUUCUCCAACAACAACCCAGCCCUCCCCUCCCAGACCUGGGACUCCUUCUACUCUGAUUUCAUGUCAGGGGACGUGCCCUGGGGCUCCUACUUCCACCACGCUCAGGCCUGGAACAACCAGAUGGACGACCCCAACGUCCUGUUUGUCACGUACGAGGAGCUGAAGAAGAACCUGACGGAGGGCAUUGGCCAGAUCUCCCACUUCUUUGGCUUCGGCCUGACAGCAGAGCAGGUGCAGAAGGUUUCAGAGGACAGCACUUUCAGCGCAAUGAAGAAAAAUGCUGCCAGCACUCACCACACAAUGGCCAGCGUUAUUUUCCGGAAAGGUGAGGUGGGAGACUGGAAGAACCACUUCUCAUCUGAGCAGAAGGAGAAGUUAGACGAGGUCUUCGAGAAGGAGCUGGCAGGCACGAGACUGGGAGAGAGACUGCGCUUCUGUGAGUGAGCAGCCAGGACGAGAAGCUCAGCUGACCUCAACGCCACAGCCGACUUUAGCGAUCCAACGGCGGGCACUUCUGAAGUACAUCUCAUU
Messenger RNA from Synchiropus splendidus (mandarinfish), 1687 nucleotides. RefSeq names its product sulfotransferase family, cytosolic, 6b, member 1 (gene sult6b1). The coding region runs from base 725 to 1600 and encodes 291 amino acids. The record is from RefSeq and is a predicted model, not a curated record. Gene Ontology annotation, cellular component: cytoplasm. NCBI's taxonomy places the organism in Eukaryota, Metazoa, Chordata, Actinopteri, Syngnathiformes, Callionymidae. Gene Ontology annotation, biological process: sulfation. Gene Ontology annotation, molecular function: sulfotransferase activity. The transcript is spliced from 8 exons.